Saxophila tyrrhenica is the source of this 1320-nucleotide messenger RNA. It is a transcript of the gene SPO7, whose product is annotated as Nem1-Spo7 phosphatase regulatory subunit. Gene Ontology annotation, molecular function: protein phosphatase regulator activity; phosphoprotein phosphatase activity. Gene Ontology annotation, cellular component: membrane; Nem1-Spo7 phosphatase complex. Gene Ontology annotation, biological process: nuclear envelope organization. Bases 1 to 1320 code for a protein of 439 amino acids. The transcript has a single exon. The record is from RefSeq and is a predicted model, not a curated record. NCBI's taxonomy places the organism in Eukaryota, Fungi, Ascomycota, Dothideomycetes, Mycosphaerellales, Extremaceae.
AUGUCGGACUCCAAGCUAGACCAGAUCGUCAAAGGCACCCCUCCCCCAAACGUCUCGCCAACCCAAGUCGCAGAGUCGGCCAAAGCAAACAGUCCGAGCGAGUCCGUCGUAGCACCUCACCUCCCCACUACCAGCGACCCGCGCGACAGCCUACCCUCCAGCCCGCCGCAGAUCUACCUGAACCUCCUCAUCCUCGAAUCGUCCUUGCGCCUACAGUAUCUCAGCUUGCGCGCAAGGCUCCGGCUACACCUCCUACUGCUUACAGGACUACUAGCAUGGACACUCACGUUCACCUACCUUCUCUUCUUCCGCCCACGAGAGGAUGGAAGCGGAGUCGGCGGGUCGGUCUACUGGGUCCUUGAGACAAUUGAAAAGCUGGGCUGGUGUUCUGGCAUAGUCACAUUAUGUCUCUUCUGGGGCACAGGCAUGUACGAGCGCGGGGUUAGAUGGCCGAGGAAAUUUGUUGGCACAACGAACAGAGGUCUGCGAGGGUUCAAUAUGAAGGUCGUCGUGGUCAAGGGCAGUUUCUUGUCUGAGUUGCUGGGUUGGCUGGGGAUGCUGGAUCCGAGUGGCUGGUUCCAGGAGGAGAGGAUCAACUUCCAGGUACUGCCGAAGGACAUUGAGGCCGGCGGAGCGAAAGAGCACUGGAAUCAUCAUGCUGCAAAACAUGGACUUGUGGAAGAGGACAUUGCGCCUUCUGGGGAUGUCCUGAAGCUACUUCUACUCCCGAAGCCGUUCAGUCCGGACUUUCGAGAAGGCUGGGAGAAUUACAGACUGGAGUAUUGGGAGAAGGAGAAUGCGAGGCGGGCAGAGCUUCGCAAAUUGGUGAAGACUCGACUACGUGAGGUCGCGCGUCAAGAGGGCGGUUGGCUCUGGUGGACCGGCUGGCGAGGCUUUCAGAACUUCCGGCUGUAUCGUGGCAAGACCAGAAGGCAGAUCGAUCUGGAAAAGCUCGCGCUGAAAGAGAAGCCUUCUGCCGAGAAAAUCAAGGAAAGGCGCAGAAAGGAGGGCUUGCUUCGCAAUGAAUCACAUUCUCGCUCAUCAUCGAGAUCUACCACGCCUACUCCAGAGCCGGAUGGACGAGUCCCGAGGCGCCCUGUGGAGGAGAGGGCACGGCGAGGCAGUAGCACGGGUGGUACAAGACGGCUGAAGAAGACGUCUGCUACUAGUCGGCUGUCGGCGACCGAGAGUAUCCUGGGUGAAGACGCUUUGUCCCCGCUGUCGAAGCGGGCGAGUACAGUGGGCUCAUCGUCUGACGACGACAACAUUGUGGUGAAACGAGAAGAAAGUGCUGAGCCAAGGAUAAAGCAGGAGCCAUAG